UUUCUGAAAGAAUUGACUCUUUGUGUUUACUCAGAGCUGAGACACUGGAGUGUGAACUGGAAACUUCAGAGCAUUCGAAGGGACCCACUGGAUGGCUUUGAACCAUUCUAAAGUUAGAUCCUAUCUGCAGCUGCCUCUGCCCAUCGGCUGUGCUUCUGUCUCCCGUGGACCUCCCUGAAAGAAGUUGGAAGAGGUCCCAGUGCAGACAGCCACAUGGAGACUCCUGAAGCCAGACUACAGACCUGACUUGUUGAGUGGAUUUAGUUCAUCUUCAGUCUGUUUCCUCCUAAACUUCUCAGAGAUGCAGAGAGAUUUCUGGAAAUGAACCUGCCCCGAAGGGAAGUUACAUUUUCAUUUUGAAUGAAAAGUAAGCAAGUGACAGAAACCACCCGACUUGACCACACCUGGAGUCAGUGGCCUGGGGAUACCAGUUGGGGACAGAGAAGUGCUUCUAGGAGGAAUACCAGAUGAAGAGGAUGAGGCCAGCUGGAGAUUAAAUGGCCACCGCCACUCCCCCAGAGACAAAGUCAGCCUCAUGGUGGAACUACUUUUUUCUGUAUGAUGGUUCCAAGGUAAAGGGAGAAGGAGACCCAACCAGAGCUGGCAUCUGCUACUUCUACCCUUCCCAGACCCUUUUGGACCAACAGGAACUGCUCUGUGGCCAGCUUGCUGGAGUUGUGCGCUGCCUGUGGGACCUUUCUGGGACCCCGCCCACGCUUAUCCGUCUGCGGAAGCUCAAGUUUGCUGUCAGGGUGGAUGGCGACCACCUGUGGGCUCUGGGCUGUGGUGUGGAGCUCUCUGAUGUCAGCUGCAGGCAGUUUCUGGAUCAACUCAUUGGAUUCUUUCAUUUCUACAUGGGCCCUGUCUCCCUGGCCUACAAGAACCGUCCUCAGGAGGAGCUGUGCUUGCAGUGGGACACUGUCAUCACACAGGUCCUCAGGAGCACCAGUGAGUCCCACAGGAUCUUCAACGCCCUGUGGAAUCUGGACCACACCAAAGUGGAGCCCCUGCUGCUGCUGAAGGCAGCCCUCAUCUUACAGACCUGCCAGCGCUCGCCCCAUGUCCUAGCUGGCUGCAUCCUCUAUAAAGGACUGAUUGUGAAUUCCCAGCUUCCUCCUUCCCUCACCGCCAAGGUCCUGCUUCAUCAGACUGUCCCUGCAAACCAGGGCCUUCCUGGAGCAGGGUCUUCCCCACAGGAUGCAGGAGCAGCAUUGCCGCCUAACGUGCAGAUCACCCCGGUUUUUCUGAGUGAGGAGGAAAUCGCUAGCCUCCACGAGUUCACAGUGGAGCAGGAGACUAGACUCCAGGAAAGUUCAUCUCAGUACCCUCCCUGGGAUCGAAGCACCCCUACCCAGACAGAAGAUGCCACUAGGUGUGUGGCAUCUGUGGCCUGGACGUCAGCCGCCAUUCUGGAGCCCACACCUCAUGAUGGAGCAUGGCUGAAUGGCAGGGGGGCAGAUGGACACUUGCUUGGGCAGGAGCAGGAGCAGGAGCAGGCUGCAGCUGCAGGACUGUGCACCACUGCCCGUGGCCAGGGUUCUGGCAUCAGCAGCAGGCUGCAGCAGGAGCUGGGUUUUUCCCAAGAGGCACUGGACUUAUCUGAAAUCCACAUCUCUGAGGCUCAGGAAGCCUCCCCACCCGUGCCUGCCCUAGGUGAUCUAGAAGCUGUCAUCACCAGCCACCAGGCCCCCACUCUGCCUGAAGACACAGCAGUGUACAGCUGCCUGGACCCUUCCCCUCCUGAGAGGCCCCCCGAGAGCGGAGGGCUGGAGUCGCUUGCAGACCUUCCCAUCACCAAUGGCCAAACCCAAGUUCCUGGCACAGACCCUCUCCCCAGAAGAAGCUGUAGGCCUGUGGUGCUUCCUCCUCAGGAUCCUGUGGGUGCAGAGCCCAGUGUGGAGCAGUGUGAGGGUGGAAGCCAUGACAGCCAUGGAGCCCCAGCGAGCACUUUGCAUUCACCUGACUCUCAGGGUCCCAGCACCUCUGCAGACAGAAGUGGCUUCAGGCCGUCCCCAGCUGGGCCCCAUGCAGGGCUCUGGCCUAUGAACCUAUACAUUCACAGUGUGAAUGGCCUGGUCCUAUCCCUGCUGGCUGAGGAGCCUCUUCUCAGAGACAUGGCAGCCAUCGAGGAGGUGUACCACAGCAGCCUGGCAUCCCUGAAUGGGCUGGAAGUCCACCUGAAGGAGACACUACCGAGAGACGAGGCUAGCCUCACAAGCAGCUCAUACAACUUUGUGCAUUAUGACCGAAUCCAGAGCGUGCUCACAGCCAACCUGCCACUAGUGGCUGCUCCCCAGGACCGCCGCUUUCUGCAGGCCGUCAGCCUCAUGCACUCCGACUUCACCCAGCUGCCGAUGCUGUACGAGAUGACCGUCAGGAACGCCUCCACAGCUGUGUACGCCUGCUGCAACCCUGCCCAGGAGACCUACUUCCAGCAGCUGGCACCCACUGCCCGCAGCUCUGGCUUCCCGAACCCUCAGGACUGUGCCUUCAGCCUCGCAGGCAAAGCCAAGCGGAAGCUUCUGAAGCACGGGGUAAACCUGCUGUGAGC
Messenger RNA from Peromyscus eremicus (cactus mouse), 2551 nucleotides. RefSeq names its product HPS4 biogenesis of lysosomal organelles complex 3 subunit 2 (gene Hps4). The transcript is spliced from 13 exons. Bases 498 to 2549 code for a protein of 683 amino acids. Gene Ontology annotation, biological process: vesicle-mediated transport. NCBI's taxonomy places the organism in Eukaryota, Metazoa, Chordata, Mammalia, Rodentia, Cricetidae. The record is from RefSeq and is a predicted model, not a curated record.